Lytechinus variegatus (green sea urchin) is the source of this 1605-nucleotide messenger RNA. RefSeq names its product cytochrome P450 3A24-like. Bases 1 to 1605 code for a protein of 534 amino acids. The transcript has 13 exons. The record is from RefSeq and is a predicted model, not a curated record. Gene Ontology annotation, molecular function: oxidoreductase activity, acting on paired donors, with incorporation or reduction of molecular oxygen; steroid hydroxylase activity; heme binding. NCBI's taxonomy places the organism in Eukaryota, Metazoa, Echinodermata, Echinoidea, Temnopleuroida, Toxopneustidae.
AUGGGGGUGAACGUCUUUGGCUUCGACAUUUCUCUGACAUGGCUGCUUGUUGGUGCUGCAGUUAUUAUCUACAUUUGCCACGAUCUUUGGAUUCGUUCAUACUGGAAGCGACAUGGUAUCAAAUCACCUCCAUCAAUUCCAAUCUUUGGUAAUACGCUUCAAUGGACCAAGGGCAUCCAUAACGCAUUCCUUGAUUACAACAAGAAACUAGGAUCCGUCUAUGGCAUAUACGACUGUCAUCGAGCUAGCCUCUGUGUUAGUGAUCCGGAUUUGCUGAAAGAGCUCUUGAUCAAAAGUUUCAGUAGCUUCACAAAUCGUUGGAUUAUUCCGUUAACCGGAAAAGCCCUUAAAAAAGCUCUAUUCAACGUCUUUGAUGACCAAUGGAGGCAAAUCAGGAACGUCGUUACACCUACUUUCAGUGCAGCCAAGAUGAAACAUAUGUUUCCGCUGGUAAAUGACUGUGCCAGCACCCUACUGAAGAACAUAGAGAAACAUCAGAAGAAAAGUGGCGACAUUGACUGCAAUGAAUUACUUGGGGCAUUUGCAAUGGACAAUAUUGCAAGCUGCGCAUUUGGGCUUAAGGUCGAGUCCCAAGAAAACAGGAAUGACCCUUUCGUUGCCAACGCUAAGUAUACAUUUGCAAACAACUUCUUUUCGAGUCAACUGGUACUACUAAGCACACUUUUCCCUUGGGUCGUUCCUAUUCUUGAAUAUUUCAACAUCACUGUCAUUAAAUCGCAAACAACGGAAUUCUACGCCGAUAUCGUCAAGAAGGCAAUUGCGACUCGCAACGAAUCAGACAAAGCUGGUGCAGGGUCAAGCAAUGGAAAGAGGAUCGACUUCCUGCAGCUCCUCAUAGACGCCCAUGAGGGAACCGCAUCAAACGACAAAAACAAAGUAGAAAACGGUGUCAAUGGUUACCUCCAUGAUGGAAGCCUUGGUCAAAAUGGACUUGCACCAAAGAGUUCCAAGAAAUCUUUGAAUGAUAAAGAAGUGAUUGGUCAGGCUGUGACCUUUUUCGUGGCUGGUUAUGAGACAACAAGCUCGGCUAGUGCAUACGUUCUCUAUUUUCUUGCUACACAUCCCGAUGUACAAGACAGACUUAUCGAAGAAAUCGACGACGUAGCUCCUUUCGCGGAGGAUCUUUCCUACCAAUCAAUCUCGAAGAUGUCUUACCUCGAUCAGAUUAUCAACGAGACGCUUCGCGUCUACCCAAUAGCCCCAUUGAUUGAUCGCGUAUGUAACGAGCCCUUUACUGUCGAUGGAUUCACCAUUCCAAAAGGCAUGCGAAUCUUCAUUCCAGUGUUUAGUAUCCAUCAUGACCCUACUCUCUGGCCUGACCCGGAAACAUUUGAUCCUGAAAGAUUCAGCAAAGAAAACCGUCAGAAGCACCACCCAUGUGCUUGGAUGCCAUUUGGAUUAGGACCACGUAACUGCAUUGGGAUGAGGUUUGCUAUGAUGGAAAUCAAAGUAGUCACCGUGCGAAUUCUGCAGAAAUACCUGAUCAAGACCUGCCCUCAAACAGAGAUACCACCGAAGAUUGGAAAUCGGGGACUCAUUUCCCCUACCAACGGGAUCGUUCUUCGUGCUGCCAGGCGCAUCUAG